This is a messenger RNA of Psammomys obesus (fat sand rat), 5902 nucleotides long. RefSeq names its product SH3 domain containing ring finger 3 (gene Sh3rf3). Gene Ontology annotation, molecular function: metal ion binding; protein binding. Lineage: Eukaryota; Metazoa; Chordata; Mammalia; Rodentia; Muridae. The coding region runs from base 332 to 3259 and encodes 975 amino acids. The transcript has 13 exons. The record is from RefSeq and is a predicted model, not a curated record.
GCGCUUCCUGCCGCUGGGCUCCCGGGCGCGAGCGGAGCGGCGGGACAGGUGUAGCCCGCAGUGGCGGGCCGCGCGCGUAGGACCCGCUCAGCCGGCUGGAGUUGACUCGAGGCUCCAGUAACUCCGGUCCCCGCCUAGCUGGCAGGGUCCGCGUGUCACUUUGCAAAUCGUGGAGGCCAGCGUCUAGGGUUGUCAGCGCGCCGCGGGGGACGGAACCCUGUUUAUGGACGGCUGCCGCCCGGGCUGGGUGCAGAUGCCCGCUCCCCUCGGCGGGCCAGCCUCUGGCUCCUGGACUUAGGCGGCUCGCUGGGCCCGCGCCGGCGCCUCCCCCAUGCUGCUUGGAGCGUCUUGGCUGUGCGCGUCCAAGGCGGCGGCCGCUACAGCUCGGAGCGAGGACGACGACCGCCAGGGUGAGCAGCAACGGGAGGCCCAAGCGAGGACGCACGAGGAUAUGGACGAGUCAUCGCUGCUGGACUUGCUGGAAUGCUCCGUGUGCCUGGAGCGCCUGGACACUACGGCCAAGGUGUUGCCAUGCCAGCACACCUUCUGCCGACGCUGUCUGGAGAGCAUCGUGUGCUCGCGUCACGAGCUACGCUGUCCCGAGUGCCGCAUCCUGGUGGGCUGCGGUGUGGACGAGCUGCCCGCCAACAUACUACUAGUGCGCCUGCUGGAUGGCAUCCGCCAGAGGCCCCGCACCGGCGCCAGCCCCGGGGGCAGCCCUCCCGCGCGCCCGGGUCCCAGUACUUUGUCAGCUCUCGCGGGCAUCCCCGGAGGCGCGACAGGCAGUCCCCCGCGCUCUCCGGUCUUUCUCCCGGCGGUGGCGGGCAGCUCUACCUCCAGUUUGUGCGAUGUGGCGACUAAUAGGAGCCUGCCAGUGGCUAAGAAUCUGUCCCAGCUUCCUUAUGCCAAGGCCCUCUACAGCUAUGAGGGGAAAGAACCUGGUGAUCUCAAGUUCAACAAAGGGGAUGUCAUCAUCCUGCGGCGCAAGGUAGAUGAGAACUGGUACCACGGGGAGCUGCAGGGCACUCACGGCUUCCUCCCAGCCAGCUAUAUCCAGUGUGUCAGGCCCCUGCCGCAGGCUCUGCCCCAAGGCAAAGCACUUUAUGAUUUUGAGAUGAAGGACAGAGACCAAGAUAAAGACUGCCUGACCUUCACUAAGGAUGAAGUUUUGACUGUGAUCCGGAGAGUCGAUGAUAAUUGGGCAGAAGGCAUGCUGGGAGACAAGAUUGGCAUUUUCCCUCUCUUGUAUGUGGAGCUCAACGACUCUGCCAAGCAACUCAUUGAGAUGGACAAGCUGUUCCCUGCCGCGGCCACUGCAUACAACUACGAUGCCCUCUUAUCCUCUGACCCUGGCACAGCAGCCACUGUGGCCCCAGGUCCCACCCUAAGUAGCUCUGGGGCAGUCAGUGCCUUUCAACGACGUGUGGACAGCAAGAAGAAUGCCAAGAAGCGCCAUUCCUUCACUGCGCUCAGUGUGACGCACAAAUCCUCCCAGUCUGCCAGCCACAGGCACUCCAUGGAAAUCAGUGCUCCAGUGCUGAUCAGCUCCAGUGACCCACGCGCUGCAGCCAGGAUUGGGGAGCUUGCCCAUCUGUCCUGCACCGUACCCACCCAGUUUCUGAAACAGCUGCAGGAGCAGUUCACCAAGUGUGGCACUCCAGGCAAAGGCCCAGAAAACUUCUGUACUGAAGAAAGUGAAGGAGCAGGCAUUAAGCUGGGGCUCUGUUUCGUGGUGGUGCUGGCAGGCUCGGUGCCAGGUUCCCGCACUUGCACUCAGCCCCCUCAUGAGGUGAUCAUGACCUACUGCCAGCAGCAGCUGCAUCCUGCUGGGAGAGUUCUCUAUGCCAAGAGAGCACAGCUGCUCAAAUUCCCUGACAGUAUAGGAAUUAGACAAGAAGGCCAAGAGAAAAGAAAAAAAAGUGACGUCCAGAGACCAGGCCCAGGAUAUUGCUGUGAGGUGUCAGAUCUGGCACUCUGCCUCAUUGAGCCUGUUCCCUUCUCUGAUAUAAGGUAUCUGGCUCUCUAUGCAUACAAGCCCCAAAAGAAUGAUGAGCUAGAGUUGCGCAAGGGUGAGAUGUACCGUGUGCUCGAGAAAUGCCAGGACGGCUGGUUCAAGGGCGCCUCGCUCAAAACUGGGGUCUCAGGAGUGUUCCCCGGGAACUACGUCACGCCCGUCUCCAGGAUCCCUGGAGGAGGGGCUGGGUCACCCUGGAAUAAUGUGCUUGGAGGGUCUCCAUUGGCCAAGGGGAUGGCCACCAUUAUGCACCCUGGAGGUGGAAGUCUGAGCAGCCCGGCCACCGCUGCCAGGCCAGUUCUGCCUCCCAUCACACCGCAGGACCAUAUGCAGCACCCAGCCACCUCCCUACCAACAGGCAGCUGCCUUCGGCACACAGCUCAACCAACAGCCAGCCAAGUUCAAUCUACCAUCUCUCCAGCCACCCAUCCCUCAGCCCAGGCCCUGGACCGACCAACAGCCACCGUGUCACCUUUGCGCACUCAGACUUCUCCAUCCCGCCUGCCCACCACCAGCCUCCGGCCCCGCACUGUGGUGUCCCCACAGCACAGCCAGCAGCCCCUGUUGCAGAUGUGUCCCCGGCCAGCCAUCCCCUUCACAUCAGCAGCGUCAGCCAUCACACCUCCCAAUGUCAGUGCUGCCAACCUCAGUGGGGAGGCUGGAGGGAUGCCCAUCGGUGGCCUGUCCAUACCCAGCCCCGUCAACACAGGGUACAAGCCAGAUGACAAGAAAAAUGAAAAGAAGGAGAAGAAGAGUGGGCUGCUGAAGCUGCUGGCUGGGGCAUCUACCAAGAAGAAGUCACGCUCCCCCCCCUCUAUAUCUCCAACCCAUGACCCCCACUCAACCAUGGAUACUUCACUGCAGGGGGCCAUGGGCCCUGAAGUGUCCCCAUUAACUGUCCAUGGCAGGGCAGGUUCCUGCCCCAUAGAGAGUGAGAUGCAGGGAGCCAUUGGGUUGGAACCACUGCACAGAAAAGCAGGCUCCUUGGAUCUGAAUUUCUCUUUGUCCCCUUCUCGGCAAGCAACUUUGUCCAUGGCUUCCAUCCGCCCUGAACCUAAGCCACUGCCCAGAGAGAGGUACCGUGUGGUGGUCUCCUACCCACCGCAGAGUGAAGCAGAGAUUGAGUUGAAGGAAGGUGAUAUUGUCUUCGUGCACAAGAAACAUGAAGAUGGCUGGUUCAAGGGGACACUGCAGCGUAAUGGCCGCACAGGUCUCUUCCCAGGCAGCUUUGUGGAGAGCUUCUGAAGGCCAUUGCUCAUGUCCAGCUCUGCUGUCCAGGGAAGGGUAACCAAGAAGACACUAUGUGAGCAGAGAACACCUUAUCACCUAGGUCCCAGGCCUUUCUACAGCACUGGCCAGGAACAUUCUUUCUGGGGUGAUGACUUGGUUGUUAAGGCAGUGUUGUCACAAGUCCUUAUUGAAAAUACACACACGGGCAUCCUUCAAGACCAUGCCAUGAUCUGAGUGAUCAGCAGAACAAACAAAGUAACUCAUGUGGACAGAUGCACUACUGUGCCACCCAGCGGCUAAAGCAGUAUUAGCUGUCAGUGCAAGGCUGGGAGCCCAGGAGGGUAUAGAGUGCAACCAUGUGCUAGGGCUGACAGCAAUGAAGAGUGUCUUCCCUGGCUGCCCUGGGUAUCAUUCUUCUAUAUACCUCUGUCACCUGCCAUUGAGCUCCACAUCAGGGCAUUCGUGGUUCAGGAGCCUCAUAUAAGGGCUAUGAGUCUCCCAAGGUGUCCAGUGGGGUCCUGUAGGGCACUGGAACAGAAUCCUCAUGGCUUUGUCUCCUGUCAGGAAAAUAAGGAACACCAUUUGGUUUUACCACCACUGUCUUUGCAUUGCUUCCUUCUUAUGGUACCUUUUUAAUGUACAACUCUUAGACUUUAUAUAUUUCUAACAGGUCAGACACUGCCUAUUUUUCAUACAUCUGGUGCUGAUUUUUUGUAACACUAGAAAUCACUUGGGUAAGCUUCAAGGAAAAAAGUGAGGCAACAUCAAAGGAAAGGUUUUAUAUAUUUCCCAUAUGAAGUUUGGAGCAUAUUGAGGAAUUCCUAUCUGUAAUAUCAAAAUGUUGGCUGUUCCUCCCCGAGGUGAGUGGGAGAGUCUGCUGAGAUGGUUACAUGGAGUUGGAGAGUAUCUUUCCUGGCUGUUGGAAAUGGCCUAAACCACAUCCUCCAUCUAGGUAGGAGCAACUAUGAUUUAAAAACUGGAGACAUAGUGAGGAAUGGUAUUGCCUUUUUGUGUGGCAGGGAAAACACGUACAUGCACGCACACACAUGCAUAUGCACACACACACAGUUUGACCUCAGAAGCUUCCUUCGAUGCUUUAGAGAGAAUGACUAAAAAUAGCUUUCUUAAAACAUGUCUUGCUGCCAAAUGCAGCUCUUACAACAGCUCAGAUCACUAUCUUGCAAAGGUUUGUUUCUUUUCUCUUUUUCAAAAAUAAAUAAUUUCCCCUAGCAGGCCAGGCAAAACUCCAUCUGCUGGAAACCAAAGGUACAAUGAUAACGAAGUCUAAUGCAGUACUUUUCAAGAGGCUGGCCUGAAUGACUAUCAAGAGCUGUGAAUGUCACACUUUAAGAACACAUUUUUUUUUCAAAAAUAGCAAUGUGUGAGCCUCUGUAUACAUUUUUAUAAAACCACCCAGACCUUUGACAAGCCUUUGGUAACAGUGGCUAUCACUGCUUUUCAUGAUAAAAUAAGGAUUACUUAUCCUCAAAAUUCCUAUUUGGGGAUAUGGUUUAACUAGUUAAACUGCCAGGUGGCUGCCACAUGGAAGCAAUGAUGCCCAGAAAUAGUUUCCUCCCCAGAUGACAAAUACACUUCCUGGACAGAGAAAACUGUUCUGAGCCAAAGAGAAACUCUAGCACACGCAUAGGGGUCCCUGUAUGCAGGAUUAGUGACAAUCACAAGGCAUCUCAUCAGUGUCACUGCUAAACUACUUGCCCAUCCAGGCACAAAUGCUGUUAACCAAGAAGGUACACAGAUCUACAUCCAAAGUGAGACAUGUUUUCACUGGAACCACAACUAACUCCAGUUUCCAGACAAUAAAAGUCCCUUUUUUUUCCUCCUAACCAAGAUGACUUUGAGCCAACAGAAGAGACUUAACUUGGAGCUGUUCCCCUUCCUCAUGCUGGCUGCUUCAUGGUACACCAUAAAAAGCUGAGGGAAGCAUUGGGGUAUCUUUGGAAAAGAUCAGCAGGACUCUCCCCUAACAAAGUCAUGGGUUUACACUGGAACCACCUUGGGGAGGGAAGCAGGGCCCUGAGGCUCAUUCUCAGGUGGAGCUUUUUAAAGUACACAAUGGGGCUCAUUGUGUACUUUGAAUAUUCUGUAUUUUGAAUAUUCUCAAGCCCUUUCCCCUUAAAUCAUGUAUUCCACAGUUAAUGACAGAAGAGAUCUACCUUUCCUAAGAUCGUUUUCCCUUGAAGACACAUGUCUUGGCUACCAAAAUGAAGCCAGCACCUCAUCUAGCACCUUCCGAUUCUGUCCUGGCCAGCAGCAUGUACUCCUGACUCAUACAGUAGUAGUUGGUGGCCAGGUGAUUUUCCUUACUAGGUCUCAGCCCUUCAGAUUGAGAGUCACCAAGGAGACAGUCUAGCCCCCAGAGGACUGAAGGAAGAGACACAGACAAGAUAGUCUGUAGUGGGGUGUAAAUACAAGGCUGGGCACCCCAAAACCAUUACAGUAGACUUGGAAGCCCUUGUGCUUUGCACAGCACACACACAGACACACAUGCAUACAUGUGCCCCCAACCCCACAUAUGUUUUUAUUAUACACCAAUGUCAGUGUGUAAUUUUGGAUGAAUUGACAGUAGUGGCAAACUAUGAUGCCUGUGUUUCUGAGACUUUAAAUAAAAAUGAACGUGGAGAGCCUAUGUGUCUCAAA